Messenger RNA from Callorhinchus milii (elephant shark), 13293 nucleotides. It is a transcript of the gene dnah5, whose product is annotated as dynein, axonemal, heavy chain 5. The coding region runs from base 28 to 13275 and encodes 4415 amino acids. The transcript has 76 exons. Lineage: Eukaryota; Metazoa; Chordata; Chondrichthyes; Chimaeriformes; Callorhinchidae. The record is from RefSeq and is a predicted model, not a curated record. Gene Ontology annotation, biological process: microtubule-based movement. Gene Ontology annotation, molecular function: dynein light intermediate chain binding; dynein intermediate chain binding; ATP hydrolysis activity. Gene Ontology annotation, cellular component: dynein complex.
AUUCUGGCUGGUGCUCAAGAAAGUUUGAUGGAAAAAGUAACCUUGAAACCAUGUGAGACUUAUGACUUGAAGAUCCUGAAAGGCCCUCCAGAUUACAUGUCAAUAGCUAAUAGCACUGAGGCCUUGGAGAAGAUUGAAGCGUGCAUGAAAGUGUGGAACAGACAGAUCGAGCAGGUUCUUGCCGAAAGCGACCAGUUACGCAAGGAAGCCGAUGAUCUUGGUCCCCGCGCGGAGUUGGAUCACUGGAAGAAACGGAUGUCAAGGUUCAAUUAUCUGCUAGAUCAACUAAAGGCACAGGAUGUGAAGGCGGUGCUCGGUGUGCUUACAGCUGCAAAAUCCAAACUUCUUAAGACUUGGCGAGAGCUGGAUAUCCGCAUUACUGAGGCAGCCAAUGAGGCUAAAGACAAUGUAAAGUAUCUAUACGCAUUAGAGAAAUUCUGUGAUCCCCUGUACAACAGUGAUCCGGUUUCGAUGGUGGAAGCCAUCCCAGGGUUAAUCAAUGCAAUUCGAAUGAUUCACAGCAUUUCCCGUUACUACAAUACGUCUGAGAAGAUUACCUCCUUAUUUGUGAAGGUAACGAAUCAGAUGAUAACUGCUAGUAAAGCGUACAUAACAAAUAAUGGGACCAGCACAAUUUGGGAUCAACCUCAGGAAGUGAUGGUGAAGAAGCUGAAGGCUGCUAUCCGAUUAAACCAGGAAUACCAGCGCUGCUUCCACAAAACUAAACAGAAGUUGGAACAGAACCCAGCAGAGAGACAGUUUGAUUUCAGUGAGAUGUACAUUUUUGGCAAGUUUGACACAUUUGAAAGGCGUCUGAACAAAAUCCUAGAUAUGUUCAGCAGCAUAACAACGUACUCUGCUCUCCAGGACUCCAAGAUUGAAGGACUGGAAGUAAUAGCUACCAAAUUUCAGAAUAUUGUGCUUAGUUUGAAAAAACAACAGUACAACUUCCUAGACCAGAGGAAAACUGAUUUUGACCAGGAUUAUGAUGAGUUUUGCAAACAAGUAAAAGAGCUACAUUCCCAACUAAGAACAUUUACAGAAAACACCAUUGAAAAAAUUCAGAAUACAGAGCGAGCCUUGACUGUGUUGAAAAAGUUUGAAAGACUUGGAGUGUCAGACCUAGGCGUGGAUGAAAAGUACCAAAAGAUCCUUCAGAACUAUGGGCGGGACAUUGAAAUAGUGUCCAAGAUUUAUACCAAACAGAAAAACGACCCACCAGUUGCCCGGGACAUGCCGCCAAUAGCGGGGAAGAUUUUGUGGGCGCGCCAACUCUUCCAUAAGGUCCAGGAGCCGAUGGGACAUUUCCAGCAGCAGUUGAGCAUCCUGCAGACAGUGGAUGCCAAACGCAUCAUUCGCAAUUACAACAAAGUGGCAAAGGUCUUGCUGGAGUUUGAGAUGCUGUACCACAGGGGCUGGCUGACACAGAUUGAAUUCACAAAAGCAGGGUUACAAGCAUCGUUGUUAGUGAAAGCCCCAGAGACAGGAGAACUGUUUGUCAACUUUGAUCCCCAAAUUCUGACGUUGAUACGUGAAACGGAAUGCAUGGCUAAAAUGGGUCUGGAAAUUCCUCAUUUUGCUAAAAUGUUUCAGCAGAAGCAAGAGAUGUUUAAGAAGAACUACAAUAAGCUUCAGAUGGCUUUAUCAGAAAAUAAAAGGGUGCGAUCCAAAAUCCAAAGUGCAUUUGAACCACUGAUGGGUCCUCAUUUAGCCAAAUUGGAUAACGCCAUUCAACCAGGGUUGACAUCUCUCAAUUGGACUUCUCUGAACAUGGAUAAGUAUCUGAAUGGGAUUUCUGUAGCUUUAGAUGAACUUGAACUGCUGAUAGAUCGUGUGAACGAUCUGAUAGAGUUUCGCAUUGAUGCAGUACUUCAAGACAUGAGCAGCACACAGCUCUGUAAAUUACCAGAAGGCGAAUCUAUUAUGUGUGAAGAAUUUUUGCAGAUGACUAAGGAAUUGUGUGUGAAGGCUGCCCAAAUGCUGCACUGUAAAUGCUCUUUGGUUGAGGAAGCAGCUAAUGAGCUUAUAAACAUGCUCUUGGAUUUGGAGCCUCAGGGUAAAGAGAAGGAGGAAACGUUCAAAGAUGGCACUGGAAGUGGGGAGCGCAAAGAAACUGAUAAGAAUGAAGCAGGAGAAGAAGCGAAGUGUGAGAAACGUUCCAUCUCCCUGAAUGCCAGCCAGCUCAGCAGCGGCCCUCCAUCUCCCCGAAGCAAAAAGAAGAAGCGAGACCUGAUGGAGAUACUGGAAGAGGAAGCACGAGAGCUGUUGUCUUAUUUCAACCACCGCAACGUAGAUGCUUUACUGAAGGUCACCCGUAAUGCUCUGGAAACUAUCCGCAAGCGGAUCCACUCGUCCUCAGUCCUUUACUUUAUAGGUAUGAAACAGUCGAGCCAGCCCAUCUUUAAAACAAAGAUUACGCUGUCCAUUCCCAAUAUAACCAUGGUGCCUCCAUUGGAUGAGGUACAACAGGCUCUCAACAAAGCCGUGGAGUACAUUGUCAGCGUCUCCAGAGGUGUUGGCCAAUGGAGUAGAGAGAGAAUUUCAAAGAAAAAAAUGAAUGAACGAAAGAUUGCAGCCAUGAGGCGAGACAGCAAGGACAGUGAUUCUGAAGAUGGAGCCCCAGAACCUGCAAUCAAAAGCGUUCUUGAUGGCAGCGUCUCAGAUAUCUCUGCCUCUGUGAACCUCCACAUCCCUGUCCAACCUAGGAACUAUCACAAAAGUGUUUCAGAAAACAAGGAGAUCAUAAAACUGGUGUCAGUGCUGAGUACGGCCAUCAAUUCCACUAAAAAGGAGGUGCUUACUGCUCUUGAACAAUUCAAAUGCUAUCAUCACAUCUGGCAGAGAGAGCGGGAAGAGUUCAUUCAGGACUUUAUGAAGGGAAACCCUCGGCUGUCUGAGUUUGAAUCACAGAUUCUCUACUUUCGAGACUUGGAAUCCGAGAUCAACUCUGAAGCUGAAUACAUCUGUGUAGGAGCACUGGCACUUUACACUGCUGAUCUUAAGAUGGCGUUAACUUCAGAAACUAAGGCCUGGAUAACUUAUUUAGGUCGACAUUGUAACAAGAAAUACUGCAACGAGAUGGAGAACAUUUUUACAUUCGUAGAGGAAACCAGCAAAAAACUGAAUCGACCAAUCAAGGAUUUGGAUGACAUUCGAAUAGCAAUGGCUGCCCUCAAAGAAAUCAAAGAGCAGCAGAUUGCCAUUGACUUCCAAGUGGGGCCCAUUGAGGAGUCAUAUGCAACAUUAAACAAGUAUGAAUUGCUUGUGGCCAAGGAAGAGAUUGAGAAGGUAGAUACCCUGCGUUACACGUGGGAAAAACUGCUGGUGCGUGCAAAUGAGAUUCAGAAUGAACUGGUUGCUUUGCAGCCGAAUUUUAGAGGAGACCUCAUCAGCAAUGUGCAGAUAUUCGUUGAAGACUGCAGUCAGUUUUAUGCAGACUAUGAAAAGGAUGGACCAAUGGUUAUUGGCUUGGCCCCACAGGAUGCCAGUGACAGACUUAUCAUUUUUCAGAAUCAAUUUGAUAAUUUAUUUCGCAAGUAUAUCACGUACACCGGUGGUGAGGAGCUCUUCGGUUUGCCUGUCACUCAGUAUUCUCAGCUACUGGAUAUCAGAAAACAAUUGGCUUUGCUUCAGAAGCUGUACGGUCUCUACAACAAUGUGAUCGAUACGGUCAGCAGCUACUACGACAUCCUGUGGUCAGAGGUCAACAUAGACAGAAUCAACAAUGAACUUCAGGAAUUCCAGCACAGAUGCCGUAAGCUUCCACGUGCAUUAAAAGAAUGGCAAGCAUACCUGGAGCUGAAGCAAACCAUCGAUGACUUCAAUGAGUGCUGCCCACUCCUCGAGCACAUGUCUGAUAAGGCCAUGAUGCUACGGCAUUGGAAGCGAAUUGCAGAAACCACUGGGCACAGUUUUGACGUGGAAAGUGAAACUUUUAAGCUGAGGAACAUCAUGGAAGCGCCUCUUCUGAAAUACAAGGAAGAAAUUGAGGAUAUUUGCAUCAGUGCAGUGAAAGAGAAGGACAUUGAGCAGAAACUGAAGCAGGUCAUAGGGGAGUGGGAUAACAAAACAUUCACCUUUGCCAGCUUCAAAGCACGGGGCGAACUGCUGCUGAGGGGAGACAGUACAUCAGAAAUCAUUGCUAACAUGGAGGACAGCUUGAUGAUCUUGGGCUCACUGAUGAGUAACAGGUACAACACUCCUUUCAAACCGCAGAUUCAGAAAUGGGUCCACAAUCUUUCAAACACGACUGACAUUAUUGAGAACUGGAUGACUGUACAGAACCUGUGGAUUUACCUGGAGGCCGUGUUUGUAGGUGGAGACAUUGCUAAGCAACUUCCAAAGGAAGCCAAGCGUUUCUCCAACAUUGACAAAUCUUGGGUGAAGAUCAUGACUCGGGCACAUGAGACCCUCAGUGUGGUGCAGUGCUGUGUAGGGGAUGAAACCAUGGGCCAGCUGUUGCCUCAUUUGCUGGAGCAACUGGAAAUUUGCCAAAAGUCUCUGACUGGGUACCUUGAGAAGAAGCGGUUGCUUUUUCCUCGAUUCUUUUUUGUAUCUGACCCGGCACUUCUCGAAAUCCUUGGUCAGGCUUCAGAUUCUCACACAAUCCAGGCACACCUGCUGAAUGUUUUUGACAAUAUUAAAACCGUCAGCUUCCAUGAAAAGGUGUAUGACCGUAUUUUGGCCAUUUCUUCACGUGAGGGUGAAAUCAUUGAACUGGAUAAGCCUGUCAUGGCAGAAGGAAACGUUGAAGUCUGGCUGAAUGCUUUACUGGUGGAAUCCCAGAAAUCGCUCCAUCUCAUCAUUCGCUCAGCAUCUGCCAGCAUUCAGGACACCAGCUUCCAACUGAUUGAGUUUCUUAACUAUUUUCCUGCACAGGUUGGCUUGCUCGGAAUUCAAAUGAUUUGGACGAAGGAUUCUGAGGAGGCGCUGACCAAUGCCAAGCAGGAUCGCAAAAUCAUGUCAAAAACCAACCAGUCUUUCCUGGAUCUGCUCAAUACCCUGAUCGACAUGACAACAAAGGACUUGAGCCCUGUCGACCGGGUGAAAUACGAAACCCUCAUCACUAUCCAUGUGCACCAGCGGGAUAUCUUUGACGACUUAUGCCGUUUGCACGUUAAAACUCCUGCCGAUUUUGAAUGGCUGAAGCAAUGCAGAUUCUACUUUAAUGAGGACUUGGACAAGAUGCGGAUCAGCAUCACAGACGUUGGGUUCAUCUACCAGAACGAGUUCCUGGGUUGCACAGACAGACUGGUUAUAACACCCCUCACUGACAGAUGUUACAUUACUCUCGCUCAGGCACUUGGAAUGAACAUGGGAGGAGCACCUGCUGGACCAGCUGGCACAGGCAAGACUGAAACGACCAAGGACAUGGGCAAGUGCCUCGGGAAAUACGUUGUGGUUUUCAACUGCUCCGACCAAAUGGACUUCAGAGGCCUUGGGAGAAUUUUUAAAGGUCUUGCGCAGUCUGGAUCCUGGGGUUGUUUUGAUGAAUUUAAUCGCAUUGACCUACCCGUUCUCUCAGUGGCUGCUCAACAGAUUGCUAUAGUGCUGACCUGUAAGAAGGAGCGUAAAAAGAGUUUCAUAUUCACAGAUGGAGAUUCUGUAGAAAUGAAUGCCGAAUUUGGGAUCUUCCUCACCAUGAACCCCGGAUACGCUGGCCGCCAAGAGCUGCCUGAAAACCUGAAGAUCAACUUCCGCUCUGUUGCGAUGAUGGUACCGGAUCGUCAGAUCAUCAUUCGUGUCAAGCUUGCCAGCUGCGGAUUUAUUGACAACAUAACUCUGGCUAGAAAAUUCUUCACCUUAUACAAAUUGUGUGAGGAACAGCUCUCAAAACAGGUACAUUAUGAUUUUGGCCUGCGUAACAUCUUAUCAGUGUUGCGAACUUUGGGAGCUGCAAAACGUGCCAAUCCCAAUGAUACUGAGUCUACCAUUGUUAUGCGUGUGCUUCGGGACAUGAACCUCUCUAAACUGAUUGAUGAAGAUGAGCCACUUUUCCUCAGUCUGAUCGAAGACCUGUUUCCCGGUAUUCAACUGGAUAAAGCAGGAUAUCCACAACUGGAGGCUGCUAUAGAUAAACAGGUUCAGGAAGCUGGACUGGUCAGUCAUCCUCCCUGGAAACUAAAAGUUAUUCAGCUCUUUGAGACUCAAAGAGUCAGACAUGGAAUGAUGACGUUGGGGCCCAGUGGGGCUGGUAAAACAACCUGCAUCCACACAUUAAUGAAAGCCAUGACGGACUGUGGACAACCACAUCGUGAGAUGAGAAUGAAUCCAAAGGCCAUCACUGCACCUCAGAUGUUUGGCCGGCUAGAUGUAGCCACAAAUGACUGGACAGACGGCAUCUUUUCAACUCUGUGGAGAAAAACUCUCAGGGCAAAGAAGGGAGAGCACGUCUGGAUUGUUUUGGACGGUCCCGUCGAUGCCAUUUGGAUUGAAAAUUUGAACUCUGUACUGGACGAUAACAAGACCCUUACUCUGGCGAAUGGUGACCGCAUUCCCAUGGCUCCAAACUGCAAGAUUGUGUUUGAGCCACACAACAUUGACAAUGCCUCUCCCGCGACAGUCUCUCGCAAUGGCAUGGUCUUCAUGAGUUCAUCAGUGUUGAACUUCAGCCCCAUUCUUGAGGGAUGGCUGAAGAAACGGUCUUUACAGGAAGCUGAAGUUUUGAGGCGAUUAUACGCAGUGUCCUUUGCAGAGCUGUACCGUUUCAGUGUCCACUCACUGGAGUAUAAAAUGGAAAUGCUGGAGGCUUUUGUCAUCAUGCAAAGCAUUAACAUGUUGGAUGGCCUUAUUCCACCAAAGGAGCAAGGUGGGGAAGUCACUCGAGAGCAUUUGGAGAGACUUUAUGUUUUCUCACUGAUGUGGAGCAUUGGGGCUUUGCUGGAGUUGGAGGACAGGAGGAAAUUGGAGCUAUGGCUACGGACCCAUGAGACUGUACAGCUUAACCUGCCAAGCAUUCCAUCUGGUAGUGAGGACACAAUGUUCGACUAUGUUGUGCAGUCAGAUGGAAAUUGGUUGCAUUGGAAUACACGGGUGGAAGAAUACUAUUAUCCAACCGACAGCACUCCAGAAUAUGGCUCCAUCCUCGUGCCUAAUGUGGACAAUGUGAGGACCGAUUUCCUCAUCCACACAAUUGCAAAGCAGGGAAAGGCUGUGCUACUGAUUGGUGAACAAGGUACAGCUAAGACCGUGAUUAUUAAAGGAUAUACAUCAAAAUAUGACCCCGAGUCUCACAUUGCCAAGAGUCUCAACUUUUCCUCUGCUACUACACCACUUAUGUUUCAGCGUACAAUUGAGAGUUAUGUUGAUAAACGAAUGGGUACAACUUAUGGCCCACCUGCUGGGAAGAAGAUGACCAUCUUCAUUGAUGAUAUUAACAUGCCAGUGAUUAAUGAAUGGGGAGAUCAGGUCACUAACGAAAUUGUGCGACAGCUGAUGGAGCAAAAUGGCUUUUAUAACUUGGAAAAACCAGGUGAAUUCACUAACAUUAUGGACAUCCAGUUCCUCGCUGCCAUGAUACAUCCUGGAGGUGGCAGAAAUGACAUACCCCAGCGUCUGAAGAGACAGUUCUCAAUAUUUAACUGCACCUUGCCUUCUAAUGCUUCCAUUGACAAGAUUUUUGGUGUCAUUGGAACUGGUCACUACUGUACACAACGAGGCUUCCCUCUGGAGGUGAGAAGUGUAAUAUCAAAGCUGGUCCCAUUGACUCGCAGGCUUUGGCAGAUAACCAAAUUGAAAAUGUUGCCCACACCAGCCAAAUUUCACUACAUUUUCAAUCUGAGAGACCUGUCAAGGAUAUGGCAGGGGAUGCUGAACACCAUCUCAGAGGUUUGUGUGUCACUCUCUGUGGUCCUGGAGCUGUGGAAACAUGAAUGCAAGCGUGUUAUAGCUGACCGCUUUACCACCCCAGAUGACGUAGCUUGGUUUGACAAAAUAUUAGCAAACCUCAUUGAGGAGGCGCUAAAGGAGAAAGCUAUGGCCAUUGUUAAUGUUGGAGUUGAUACUUACUUUGUAGACUUCUUACGAGAUGCUCCUGAAGCCACAGGUGAUGAAACAGAAGAUGCUGACUUUGAGAUGCCAAAGAUCUAUGAGCCCAUUGAGAGUCUCGAUCAUCUGAAAGAUCGUCUGAAUAUGUUUUUGCAGCAAUAUAAUGAAAGUAUCCGUGGAGCAGGAUUGGAUAUGGUGUGCUUCAAGGAUGCUAUGACUCACUUGGUGAAGAUUUCUCGUAUAAUUCGCACAUCUCGUGGGAAUGCUCUGCUGGUUGGUGUAGGUGGGUCAGGCAAGCAGAGUUUGACCAAACUAGCAUCCUUCAUUGCUGGAUACAAGACUUUUCAAAUCACAUUAACAAGAUCAUACAAUACCUUUAACCUGAUGGAAGACUUGAAGGUUUUAUACAAAACAGCUGGGCAUCAAGGCAAGGGUAUCACCUUUAUCUUUACAGACAAUGAGAUCAAAGAUGAGUCGUUCCUUGAAUACAUGAACAAUGUUCUGUCAUCAGGAGAGGUUUCUAACUUGUUUCCUCGCGAUGAAAUAGACGAGAUCACCAGUGACCUCAUACCUGUCAUGAAGAAAGAGUAUCCUCGCCGGCCACCCACCAAUGAGAACCUUUAUGACUACUUCAUGACCAGAGUUCGUCAGAACCUUCACGUGGUCCUUUGCUUUUCACCAGUGGGAGAAAGAUUCAGAAAUCGAGCUCUGAAGUUUCCUGCCCUCAUUUCAGGCUGCACCAUGGACUGGUUCAGUCGCUGGCCCAAAGAUGCUCUCAUUGCCGUGUCUGAGCAUUUCCUAUCGUCUUACGACAUUGACUGCACCACAGAGGUGAAGAGAGAGGUGGUUCAGUGUAUGGGUUCCUUCCAGGAUGGAGUGGCGGAGAAAUGUGUGGAUUAUUUCCAGAGAUACCGUCGAUCUACCCACGUGACGCCUAAAUCCUAUCUCUCGUUCAUCCAGGGAUAUAAGGCCAUCUACAAAGAGAAACACUCUGAGGUUCAAACAAUGGCCAACAGAAUGAACACUGGUCUGGAGAAGCUGAAGGAGGCUUCGGAAUCAGUGGCAGCUCUCAGUAAAGAGCUGGAGGUGAAGGAGAGGGAACUACAGGUUGCCAAUGAGAAGGCUGACAUGGUGCUGAAAGAAGUGACUGUGAAGGCUCAAGCAGCUGAAAAGGUAAAGAUAGAGGUUCAGAAGGUGAAGGACAAGGCUCAGGCCAUUGUUGACAGUAUAUCAGCAGACAAGGCCAUUGCUGAAGAGAAACUGGAGGCUGCAAAACCCGCACUAGAGGAAGCCGAGGCAGCUCUUCAGACCAUUAAGCCUUCCGAUAUUGCAACUGUCCGCACCCUGGGCAGGCCACCUCACCUCAUCAUGCGAAUCAUGGACUGCGUACUACUGCUUUUCCAGAGGAGAGUGAACACUGUGAAAUUCGAUGCUGAGAAGAAUUGCCCCACACCUUCCUGGCAAGAAUCACUGAAGCUAAUGACCGCAGGAAACUUUUUGGCAAAUCUCCAGCAAUUUCCUAAAGACUCAAUAAACGAGGAGGUUGUGGAUUUGCUCCAGCCUUACUUUGAAAUGCCGGACUACAACAUUGAAACAGCCAAGAGAGUCUGUGGCAACGUGGCAGGACUCUGUUCGUGGACCAAGGCUAUGGCUUCAUUCUUUUCCAUUAACAAGGAAGUGUUGCCAUUAAAGGCGAAUUUGGUAAUUCAAGAAAACCGCCUGGAGAUAGCCAUGUUAGAUCUCCAAAAAGCACAGGCAGAGCUGGAUGACAAACAGGCAGAGCUGGAUGUUGUACAGGCAGCAUACGAGAAGGCCAUAAUGGAGAAACAAACACUGCUGGAAGAUGCUGAGCGCUGCCGACACAAGAUGCAGACUGCAUCCUCCCUGAUCAGUGGGCUGGCAGGUGAAAAGGAACGAUGGACUGAACAGAGCAAGGAAUUUUCAGCACAAACCAAACGUCUUGUAGGUGAUGUGUUGUUAGCCACCGCUUUCCUGUCAUAUUCAGGCCCCUUCAACCAGGAGUUCCGUAAUUUGUUGCUGAGAGACUGGCAAAAGGAAAUGAAAACACGUAAAAUUCCCUUUGCCAAUAACCUGAACCUCACAGAAAUGUUAAUUGACGUCCCGACAAUUGGUGAAUGGAACCUGCAAGGCUUACCGAACGAUGAGCUGUCGAUACAGAAUGGAAUCAUUGUUACCAAAGCAGCUCGGUACCCUUUGCUGAUUGAUCCACAAAAUCAGGGCAAGAUAUGGAUAAAAAACAAAGAGGCGAAGAAGGAACUCCAGAUCACGUCUUUAAAUCACAAAUACUUCAGGAACCACCUGGAGGAUGGGCUGUCACUCGGCAGACCAGUGCUUAUUGAGGAUGUUGGUGAGGAGCUCGACCCAGCCCUGGACAAUGUCUUGGAGAAAAAUUUCAUUAAAACAGGUUCUACAUACAAGGUGAAAGUUGGUGAUAAAGAAGUGGAUGUAAUGAAUAGAUUUAGACUAUACAUUACCACAAAGCUUCCAAACCCAGCAUAUACACCGGAGAUCAGUGCUCGGACCUCCAUCAUUGACUUCACUGUCACUAUGAAAGGGCUGGAGGACCAGUUACUGGGGAGAGUCAUUCUGACUGAAAAGCAGGAGCUGGAAAAGGAGCGAACCGAUCUGAUGGAAGGUGUAACCUCAAACAAGAGGAAGAUGAAGGAGUUGGAAGACAAUCUGCUGUAUCGUCUGACCAGCACAAAGGGCUCUCUUGUUGAAGAUGAAAGCCUUAUCACUGUUCUGAGCAACACAAAGAAGACGGCAGAGGAGGUCACACAAAAACUACAGACAGCUGCUGAGACAGAGAUACAGAUUAAUACUGCCCGUGAAGAGUACCGCCCAGUUGCAACCAGAGGGAGUAUCCUGUAUUUCUUGAUCACGGAAAUGAGCAUGGUGAACGUUAUGUAUCAAACGUCUCUGCGUCAAUUCCUGGGGCUCUUUGACUUGUCAUUAGCCAGGUCUGUCAAAAGUCCCAUCACUAGUAAGAGGAUAGCAAACAUCAUAGAGCAUAUGACGUACGAAGUAUACAAGUUCACAGCUCGGGGGCUUUAUGAGGAGCACAAGUUUCUCUUCACCCUUCUCCUUACCCUGAAGAUUGACAUGCAAAGUAACAGACUGAAACACCAAGAGUUCCUCACUCUCAUCAAAGGAGGUGCUUCUUUGGAUUUUAAGGCCUGUCCGCCUAAACCUGCAAAAUGGAUCUUGGACAUGACCUGGCUAAACCUGGUGGAACUCAGCAAACUCAGACAAUUCUCUGAUGUCUUAGAUCAAAUUGGGAGGAAUGAAAAGCUAUGGAAGAUCUGGUUUGAUAAAGAGGCUCCUGAGGAGGAAGAUGUUCCGAAUGCCUAUGACCAGUCGUUGGAUUGCUUCCGACGUCUUCUCCUGAUCAGAUCCUGGUGUCCCGACAGAACCAUUGCUCAGGCUCGCAAAUAUGUUAUAGAUGCAAUGGGAGAAAAGUACGCAGAAGGAGUCAUCCUGGAUGUUGAAAAGACCUGGGAGGAAUCUGAUCGACGCACUCCUCUAAUUUGCUUUUUGUCAAUGGGUUCUGAUCCCACGGAUUCCAUUAUAGCUUUGGGCAAAAGAGUCAAGAUAGAAGCGCGUUGCGUCUCUAUGGGGCAAGGACAAGAGGUUCACGCUCGCAAGCUUCUCCAGCAAACUAUGACUAAAGGCGGAUGGACACUGCUUCAGAAUUGUCAUUUGGGUCUCGAUUUCUUGGAAGAACUGAUGGACAUCAUUACAGAAACGGAGAAUAUCCACGAGACGUUCCGUCUGUGGAUGACGACGGAGGUGCAUAAGCUGUUCCCCAUUACACUUCUCCAGAUGUCAAUCAAGUUUACCAAUGAACCUCCUCAGGGCCUAAAGGCAGGUCUGAAAAGAAACUUCUGUGGAAUCAGUCAGGACCUGUUGGAUGUUAGUAAUAUGACUCAGUGGAAGCCGAUGCUUUAUGCAGUUGCCUUUUUACAUUCUACUGUACAAGAACGGCGCAAGUUUGGUCCUCUUGGUUGGAAUAUUCCAUAUGAGUUUAACCAGGCUGAUUUUAAUGCUACAGUGCAAUUUGUACAGAACCACUUGGAUGAUAUGAACAUCAAGAAGGGUGUUUCUUGGACCACUGUGCGUUACAUGAUUGGCGAGAUUCAGUAUGGUGGCAGAGUCACAGAUGACUAUGACAAACGACUGCUGAACACUUUUGCUAAGGUCUGGUUCAGUGAAAAUAUGUUUGCUCCAGACUUUUGCUUCUACAAGGAUUACAACAUUCCCAAGUGUAUAUCAGUGGAUCAAUACCUGCAGUAUAUUCAGAGUCUUCCUACUUAUGACACUCCAGAAGUGUUUGGCUUGCACACCAAUGCUGAUAUCACCUACCAGAGUAAGCUUGCCAAGGAUGUUCUGGACACUAUAUUAAGCAUUCAGCCCAAGGACAGUUCUAGUGGGGGAGGAGAAACCAGAGAAGCAAUGGUAGCAAGAUUGGCUGAUGACAUGUUGGAGAAACUGCCUGCAGACUACAUACCAUUUGAGGUCAAAGAGAAACUGCAGAAGAUGGGAGCGCUGCAACCAAUGAAUAUCUUCCUUCGUCAGGAGAUUGACCGAAUGCAAAGGGUUAUUAGUCUGGUGCGGAGCACGCUGAUGGACCUAAAGCUUGCAAUUGAUGGAACCAUCAUUAUGAGCGACAACCUCAGAGAUGCCUUAGACUGCAUGUAUGAUGCACGAAUUCCAGCUCGGUGGAAAAAGACAUCCUGGGCAUCUAGCACACUUGGCUUUUGGUUCACUGAGCUGCUGGAGAGAAAUCGCCAAUUCAGCGCCUGGAUUUUUGAUGGCCAGCCAAACUUCUUCUGGAUGACUGGCUUUUUUAACCCUCAGGGAUUUUUAACAGCAAUGAGACAGGAAGUUACCCGUGCUCACAAGGGUUGGGCCCUGGACAGUGUGGUGCUGUGCAACGAGGUCACCAAAUGGAUGAAGGAUGACAUCACAAGCCCCCCUUCGGAAGGGCUCUAUGCCUAUGGCUUGUACCUGGAAGGAGCUGGUUGGGACAGACGCAAUUCAAAACUCAUUGAAUCCAAACCCAAAGUGCUGUUUGAGCUGUUGCCAGUCAUACAUAUCUCAGCUCAGAAUAACCUGAGUGCAAAAGAUUCCCGAUUAUAUUCAUGUCCCAUAUACAAAAAGCCAGUCCGGACUGACCUGAACUACAUAGCUGCAGUGGACCUAAGGACAGUUCAGACGCCUGAGCAUUGGAUCCUACGAGGAGUUGCACUUCUUUGUGAUGUCAAAUAAACAUUGUUGAAUACAAAA